Molecule: messenger RNA, 382 nt
Organism: Meloidogyne enterolobii
Lineage: Eukaryota; Metazoa; Nematoda; Chromadorea; Rhabditida; Meloidogynidae
Source: the annotation of a GenBank genome assembly
UUUUUCUUCGACUCCUCCUUUUAUAAAAGACUGCACUUUUCAUCCACCUCGUGAAACGAUUCAUGUGACGCCAUAUGCCUUCAUUGACUCCCUUUUUUAAUAAAAGCCUGCCCUUUCCAUCCGCUUCAUGUGACGAAGAAAAAUUUCCUUUUCUACGAUUUCUACUUUUAUGAGCUGUCAAUAAUUCCUUUUUCUUCGAUUCUCUCCUUUUAUGAAAACCUGCCCUCUUCAUUCACAUGUGACGCUUCAAAUGCCUUCAUUGACUCCCCUCUUCCUGCCAUUUCCAUCAACUUCAACUGGCGGAUUCCUUUUUCUUCGACUUUCACUUUAUGAUCUUUAUUUUUUCCUUCAAAGUGCUGUGUUAGGUCCUAAUUUUUUAUAG